AUGGUUUCCGCGGGGUCGUCGACCAACGCGACCGUGCAAACGCUCGCAAAGUUCAAAUCAAACCCUCUGGCGCUGUGGCGAGGCUAUACGGCACUAGCCGGCAGAAACUUGCCCUUCACGGCGCUCCAGUUUCCAAUGUUCGAACGACUCAAGAUGGCGAUCCGCGGGAGUAGGGAUGCAAGGGGUAAAACGACGGGCACCAUUUUUGAAAGCGGCGUCAUCACCGCGGUGAGUGCGGGUACGGCGGGUGCAGUGGCGGCUGUAGUAACCACGCCGAUUGAUGUAGUAAAAACGAGGAUUAUGCUUGCCGCAGCGGAGGACGCCGUAAAUGAGGCUUCUGCGUCUUCGAAGCGGAGUCAGGGAAAAGGAGGAUCGGAGGGGCUGGUGGAUGCGAUCGGGAAGCAAGUCGAGUCGUCCAAGGACACGGUCAAAAGCGCCGCGAGGAAUCUGAAUCCUUUAAUCAGCCCUGAGAAGAAGGGCAAAAGAAGCGCUUGGAAGAUUGGCCAGGAGAUUGUGCAGGAGAAAGGAGCGAGGGGACUUUUCAGAGGAGGCGCGUUGAGAGGUAAACUUUCUACUCAUAGCCCAAGAUUUUUACCGCCAAGCGCUAGCGCUAAUACCUGCCUAGGAAUCUGGACCUUCGCUGGGGCUGGUCUAUAUUUGGGAGUAUACGAGAGCGGGAGAAUCUAUCUUGCGAGUAGGAGGGGGGAAGACGUGGACGAAGCGGACCUAUUGUGA
Periconia digitata is the source of this 735-nucleotide messenger RNA. The record is from the annotation of a GenBank genome assembly. NCBI's taxonomy places the organism in Eukaryota, Fungi, Ascomycota, Dothideomycetes, Pleosporales, Periconiaceae.